This is a messenger RNA of Argentina anserina (silverweed cinquefoil), 5280 nucleotides long. RefSeq names its product protein HUA2-LIKE 2. The transcript has 16 exons. Bases 247 to 5070 code for a protein of 1607 amino acids. NCBI's taxonomy places the organism in Eukaryota, Viridiplantae, Streptophyta, Magnoliopsida, Rosales, Rosaceae. Gene Ontology annotation, molecular function: glutathione peroxidase activity. Gene Ontology annotation, biological process: response to oxidative stress. The record is from RefSeq and is a predicted model, not a curated record.
CUCUCUCUCUCUCUCUCGCUUUUCUCUCUCGCUCUCCGAAAUUAGGGUUUCAAAGCUUCGCGCAGUACCGGCGGUGCUCUGCUUCGUCUUCGAUCGUCGUUUUUCAAUGCCGGCGAAUCCUUCCCGGAGAUUCUCCACAAUUGUUCAAUCCCUUGGGCGAUUGCGGCACAUACCUCAGCUCCGGUGUUCUUCUCAGUUCAAAUAGCGGUUCCGAAUUGAAUUGGAGCUGCUCCGGUGGUUUCUGCGAUGGCGCCUAGCCGGAGGAAAGGUGCUAGCAAAGCCGCUCAGGCCGCCGCUGCUCGCCGCCAGUGGAAGGUCGGCGAUCUUGUGCUUGCUAAAGUCAAAGGCUUCCCGGCUUGGCCUGCUACGGUAAGUGAGCCGGAGAAGUGGGGUUACUCUGCUGAUUGGAAGAAAGUACUCGUUUUCUUCUUUGGAACACAACAGAUUGCUUUCUGCAACCCCGCUGAUGUGGAAGCAUUUACUGAGGAGAAGAAACAGUCUCUUCUUGGAAAGCGUCAUGGUGCUGAUUUUGUUCGUGCAGUUCAGGAGAUUAUUGAUAGUUUUGAGAAGUUGAAGAAAGAUGACCAAGUUGCCGAGGUCAAUUCUAGUGCAAUUGAUGGGAACUCAGUUGACUCUUCAUGCAAUUUUGGUUCAAAGGAUCAGAAAGAAGCUCCUGAAGCUAUUCUUGAUUUACAUCCAAAAUCUUCAUCUUCUACUAUUGAUAAAAAUGAGCCAAGUAAUUCUGUUGAGGAUGCUUCAGCUACUGCACAAUUAGAUGCUACCCUUGAUAAGGAGAACUUGAUUGGGGAACCUGCUGCUACAACAAUGGUUUCUGAAACACCUAUGCCGACAACAUACUCUUCCAGAAAAAGAUCUGGAGACCUGCAAUUACAGAACUGCGCCUCAAAGAGAGAGGAAGCACCAGCACGUAGGUCAAGAAGCUCAUUGAGGACAGAAUCACGUAGAUUGCAGAACUUCGUAAUGCCAUGUGAUGAUGAUGCCAAGAAUUCUGGGGAUAUAUCUGCCAAUGCAGUUCAGGACAGAAGUUCAAGAAGAAUUAAACGAGCACGGAAAUCACCUGAUGCCUCCAUGUGUGAUGAAGUUGAAUUGGCUGUUUGUGUAUCAAACGGUUGUGCUGAAGAUGAUGGUUCUGAGGUUGUCCCAGUCGACUCUGGCACAUUUAGUCUGAAUGAUGGCAGUGUUAUUGAUUCUGGUUGCAAAGGAGAACACUCAGAGGCUGCUGUUGAAUGCUUGGAAGGAGAUGCUGAGUUGAUUAAAGGACUUGAUCUCCAAAUAAAGGCUGUUAGUAAGAAGAAAAGGAAACCAAAUAGAAAGAGAGUUACUAAUGAUGCAGCUGAGCCUAUUGCUGUAUUAGACAAGGAGACUGUUCAAGAGGUUUGUGUGCAGAGCAGUAGCCAAAGUAUUCAAACUGAUUGUGGAAAUAUGAGUGGAAGUUUUUCCAAGGAAGAUGGAGAUGAACACCUACCAUUGGUGAAACGAGCCAGGGUUCGAAUGAAUAAACCAUCAUCUGUUGAGGAAGUUCAUAUCACUCCACACAUUCAAGAAAGUCUGAAUGAAGUCAUGCUCAAUCCGUCAGGGAUGAUCAAAACAUCUCCAAUAUGUGAUGACAAUUGCCCAGCUGGUAGGGACUCACUUGUGGUAAAUGGAGCUCUAGAUAAUAUUGCACCUCCAAGAGUAUGCACUCAAAGUUUGGAGAAUAGGCCUCAGCUUUGGAAUUCGAAGAAAGACCAGUCUUUUGGUUGUUCAGCUGAUGGUGAAGCUGUUUUGCCUCCAUCUAAGCGUCUUCAUCGUGCUCUAGAAGCCAUGUCAGCUAAUGCAGCUGAGGAUGAUAGAAGAUGUAACGAUGUUUCAUCAGUCAUGAUGACAUCUACUAUUGAUUGUCAUAAUUCUUCGGGGAACACAUGCAUUACUAUAAAUGUGGAAAGUUAUUCAGGGAAUGGUCUGGAACUGAAUAGUGAUGACUCUUUUGGCAAUAAUGCUUCAGGGUUUUCUACCACUCCAAACAAUGUAAUCUUGGAGGACAAUACUAAAUCAUCAAUGGAGGUGGAUGUAUGUAAUCAAAGGCGGAAUAGUCCUGACACUCAGAAUAAUCAAUGUUCUAUUGAUGGUUUUCCAGAUUCUGGGCACCAUAAUGGUGGUAAAGUUCUUUCUGCUGACUGUUACGCUGGAACUGCUGUACAAACUGAAUGUCCAGGGAAAUCACCUAGUAUGGAAAGAAGAGAGGCUGGUACUGGAUGCAAUCAAGGUUCAGUGGAUGAGCUUCCUCGGCAAGAUGAAGGCCAUGCAAAAUUUGAAUCUAGCAAUAAAUAUGCAGAAAAUCUUGGUUCUGAUGAUGAUAAAAUUGAAUCAAGUCAUAAAGAUGAGAGUCCUGAUGCUGAUUGUGAUACUUCAGAGCAUACUCUGAAGAGCGUAGUUCCUGAACCAGGCUCCAGCCAUGGACUUGUUGAGGUUCCAGGUUGUAUUGAUUUCAGUCAACUUCACCAUGUUGCAGGGGAUUCUAGGGAGAACAUCAAGUCUCUGGACCCUCAGCUGCAUGAGAACAAAGACAUACAGGAAAUGUUGGAUGCUGUAAUAGAGGUAAAGCAUAAUCAAAUAGAGAAAGUGCCUAGUUCAGUUUCCUAUCCAGAAGAGUACUUGACUGGAAAACAUGUUGCUGGUGUCCGGUCAAGUCCACCCCUAACAGAUGGAGGAGAUUUCCUUGCACAAACAUCACCUCCUAGUACUUCAGGCUGUCAUAUUUCUACUUCUGAUAGUAGUAAUAUUCUUCAGAACAAUGGCAGUUGUAGUCCUGAUAUUAAUUUGCAGCACAAGAGAGCCUCUACUCCAGUUGAUGAGGAUGAAAAGUCAGAAGCAGUGGUUUGUCAAGGACCAAAAUCAGUGAGCAGGUAUGCAGAAGCACUGGCCGCUCUGUCAUCCUUUGAGACAAUACUAGGAACCUUGACAAGGACUAAGGACUGCAUUGGUCGAGCAACUCGUAUAGCUAUUGACUGUGGAAAGAUUGGCGUGGCAUCUAAGGUGUUGGAGAUUCUGGCACGUCAUUUGGAAAACGAGUCGAGCUUACACCGUAGGAUUGAUUUUUUCUUCCUGGUUGAUUCAAUUGCUCAGCAUUCUCGAGGUGUGAAAGGUGAUACUGGUGCUAUGUUUUCUUCUGCUAUUCAAGCAGUGCUCCCACGGUUAUUGUCAGCUGCUGCUCCUCCUGGAAGCUCAGCAAAUGAGAAUCGUAGGCAGUGUCUAAAGGUUUUGAAACUUUGGUUGGAAAGAAGGAUUGUUCCCGAGUCCAUGAUCCGUCACCAUAUGCGAGAACUUGAUACUCUGGGUGGCUCUUCUGCUGGUGCCUAUUGUCGGCGCUCCUCUAGAACAGAAAGGUCUUUGGAUGAUCCUCUUAGAGAGAUGGAGGGUAUGCUUGUCGAUGAAUACGGAAGUAAUUCAAGUUUUCAACUUCCGGGAUUCUGUAUGCCCCGCAUGCUUAAGGAUGAAGAUGGUGGAAGUGAUUCUGAUGGGGAAAGUUUUGAGGCUGUAACCCCUGAACAUAACCCUCAGACUAUUGAAGAACAUGAAGCUCCUGCAACUGAAAGGCAUAGGCAUAUCUUGGAAGAUGUUGAUGGAGAACUUGAAAUGGAGGAUGUGGCUCCAUCUUGUGAUGUUGACAUCAGUUCAUCUUGCGGUGUUGCUGGAGUCAAUGUUGUGCAAGCGUCACAUAGUCAAUUUGAACAACAUUUUCCACAUCCCUUUCCCCCUCCACUACCUCAAGAUGUGCCUCCGUCAUCUCCUCCACUACCAUCUUCUCCUCCGCCCCCACCAGCAUCAGCACCUCUGCCCCCACCUCAUGUCAUUCACCCUUCAUGUGCUACGUCUGAUUUAAAUCCAUACACUGAUACACAUAAUGUGCAUGACUGCAGAGUUCCACCUCCAUGUCAACAGUUGAAUAAACCGAGAAUUAACCAAGCAAUUCCUGAUGCAGUGCACUAUCAUCACACUGAAUCUAGAGAUCUUCACGGGCAGAUGCCUGAUUCUACAUCCUGCUCGUAUAGUAGCUAUCCUUCAAAUUCAGGGAGAAAUAUGCCACAUACUGAUGGUGCUACAUUCUAUAACAAAGGUUACCCUUUAUGGCCACCUCAUGCUGCACCGUCGAAUCAGUUUUCUUAUGUUAAAGGAGACCAUCAUGUAAAGCCACGGCGUGAAGUCCCACCUCCUUAUCACAACAGAUUUGACUAUAUGCAGAAUGGGGACCGAGAACACUAUAACAAUAAUCAUGAAAGAACGAAACCAGCUCCUUAUGAGCCCCAUGAGAGCUGGAGGUUUCCACCACAUUCUUACUCUGGUCCUCGUUAUCCUGAAAAGGGCAAGGCGUCUUAUGGAAAUGCUCCAUUUGCUGGACCCCCUCGUGGACCAUCGAGAUAUCCUGGCCAAGGGUUGCGAUUUCCUCCACGGUCAACAAACCACAGACACUCUUUUAUACCGCCUUAUGAUGGUCCCAUACCUGUCACCAACAGAGUCUCUCUCUCUCUCUCUCUCUCUCUGCAAAUCGAAAUGGGUGCUACACAGUCCUCGUGCCUCUCCGAAAAAUCCAUCCACGAGUUCAUUGUUAAGGGCAGCAAAGGCGACGACGUCGACCUCGGCGCUUACAAAGGCAAGGUCCUCCUCAUCGUUAACGUCGCCUCCAAAUGUGGUUUCACCGAUACGAAUUACACACAGCUUACUGAGCUUUACACCAAAUACAAGGACAAAGGUUUUGAGGUCUUGGCCUUUCCAUGCAAUCAGUUUCUGAAGCAAGAACCUGGAACAAGCACAGAUGCACAUGAAUUUGCAUGUACAAGGUACAAGGCUGAAUAUCCAAUCUUCAAGAAGAUACGUGUGAAUGGACCAAACACAGAACCCGUCUACAAAUUCCUCAAAGCAAGUAAACCUGGAUUUUUGGGGGGUAGGAUAAAAUGGAACUUCACUAAGUUCUUAGUUAAUAAGGAUGGCAAUGUCAUCGAACGUUACAGCCCAACCACCUCUCCCUUGAAUAUUGAGGCUGACAUCAAAAAAGCACUAGGAGAGGUUUAAGAAUGAAGCAGUCUAGAUGUGUUAUAUGUACACUGUUCAUCAUCUUUUCCAUGCUUGUGUGUCUUUCUGGCUAUUAUCCUCUCCAUGUAACUUUAGUUUGGUAUUGCAUUUUAUUUAUUUUUUGUUUGUGCUUUGUCUACCUUGUAAUUAACAUUCAUGUACAAAUGAAAUUACCACUUUGCAAAUGAAAUGCAAGUUGUUUGAUUGUCA